Haplochromis burtoni (Burton's mouthbrooder) is the source of this 3768-nucleotide messenger RNA. RefSeq names its product family with sequence similarity 72 member A (gene fam72a). The record is from RefSeq and is a predicted model, not a curated record. The coding region runs from base 455 to 904 and encodes 149 amino acids. NCBI's taxonomy places the organism in Eukaryota, Metazoa, Chordata, Actinopteri, Cichliformes, Cichlidae. The transcript is spliced from 4 exons. Gene Ontology annotation, cellular component: cytosol.
AGUUUAAGGAAGUCCCGUUAAAUACCAGGAAGUUGUAAACAAAGCUGACAGCUAUUUAGUUAGCUGUUAAGUACAUGAAUGGAUGCCCAGUAAGCCGUGAAAACAGGCCAGUUGUUCAUCGAUAUCGUGGAUUAAUUAACAGUACAGCUUGUCUUAUACAUAUAGAGCGGGUUUCGCGAGAAUAUAUAUAUAUAUAUAUAUAUCCCUUCGUAUGUUCGUUUCACAAGCUAACGUUAGCUGCCUUCCGUUAUAUCGUUAGGAAAGGCUAACGUUUGCACAAGGACAUUGGAGCUAGCGUUGACGCUUGCAAAGUUAAUUUACAGCUUUAUUAAACCGAAGUGAACGGUUAGUGAGAAUUCUCAGUGUCUGGUUCUUUUUUCCCUUUCUGCGUUUGCUGUCCGGAGGCAGAAAGAACGUGAAAAAAAGGGCGAAGUCCGCAUUUAGCAAAACAACAAUGUCUACUUCAAACGCUAAUUUUAAAAACAAGUGUGUGACCCAGGUGAACUGCAUAUUUUGUGACAGCCUGCUCUGCACGAGAGGCAUGAAGGCAGUGCUUCUUGCAGACACCGAGGUCGAGCUGUUUUCCACUGACAUACCUCCCAAUAGAACUGUUGACUUUGUGGCCAGCUGCUACUCCACUGAAAGCUGUAAAUGCAAACUGAGAGACAUCGCAUGUCUCAAAUGUGGAAAUGUUGUGGGCUAUCACGUUGUAGCCCCCUGCAAACCCUGCCUGCUCUCCUGUAACAACGGCCACUUCUGGAUGUUCAAUAGCGAUGCUGUUUCUACUCUCAACAGACUGGAUUCAACGGGCCUUAAUCUGCUCCUUUGGGGAGAUCUUCCUGAGCUAGAUGACAGCGAGAAUGAAGAAUCAGAAAGCCCAUCAGAGGAGGAGUGUAUUAGGUAGAGUGGGAUAUGGACAAUGUGAGAGACCUGGAGUGCCAGCUUUUGAGAGGUGGAGAUUUAAAAAAAAGAAAAAACGUGUAUAAUCCAUGCUGGGAUGAGACAAAAGAAGAGGAACCAAAAGGGUAAAUGAACACCCAGUUACAUGGGACCAGCAAUCCUGCUGUACUACUCUGUGUGGGCUGAAAGAUUAAACCAUUGUUCACUUAUGACCCUACCUGGAAAAAAAAGUGGUGUCACAGCAGGUGUUUUCCCACUAUAAGCUGGCAGAGAACACCUGCCUUGACAUUAGUGAUUUGGGGUGUGGCUGUAAAUACUGGAAGGUUUAAACCCAAAGAGAGCGGUACAGGGGAAGCUUUUGGUGCUCGUAAUUGAGUGUUUUAAUUACCCUUUAACCUGUGACCAUGCCUUUCCUGAUCACUUUUCACUGUUAAAAGCACAGACACGCACAUUCACACAUUCUUUUCAGUCUUUCUCUCAUUUUUGUACAUUUGUGUGCUAUUAUUUUAACAAAAAAAAAACAUGCAGCUGAAUUAAAUUGAAAAUAACAGACAGCUAGACUCCAUAAUCUAGUGUGUUCUGCUUUUCAGAGCUCAUUGUUUUGAUCAGCCUUAUGAAAAGUUGGGUGUGGUGUGAUUAAUUAAUGGUACAUACCAGUGAAUGCUUUGCUUUUUCACACCAUUAACACCAUCAGAUUUUUCUGGGUAGGAGGUCUGAAAUUUACCUAUAUCCUUUUUUUUAAUAGCACUUAUCUUUAUGUUGAAUGUGCUGUAAUAAGUAAAACUUCUAUUAACGGUAAUCUUUUAAUCUCUGGAGGCCUUUUCAGAUAUGGGACAUUAAAAUGUUAAAGUGACAGCAUUCUGUUCUUCAGACAUGGGUGACUUUUACGUUCAUGUUCCUCGAGGUUUUAUUAAGAUAUACUAAGGGGACUGACAAAGAGACAAACGUGUGUUUGUAAUAUUUUGAGUGAUAUGUCGAAUUAUUGGCAGCAGCUAUUGACGCGUAAAGAAAAAAGCUUUUCUGUCUUAUUGGGAUCAACUCGUGAGAUACUCAACUCGCACAGAUGCAGCAGAGGCAUGCAUUCAGAUUUACGGCAUGUCGAAUGUGACACAAAUUUUUUCUACCCGGAAAAAUUACUGUCAUGACUUUUGCUUAAAAGUUAUCGGGGUGCCCAUUCAGGCACAAAGCUAACAUGCUCAGAUGCUGUCAAAUUAAUGAAAAGGCACUAACUGAAACUUUGAGUUCUUUUUGAAUCCCUCAUAUUGAAGAAAUAGCACAAUUACAGAGUGAUGUAUCUAUUUAUGUUCCUUGGGCGUCUAGGGCAUAUUUAAUUUAGGUUACCUUACAAUCUGCUCUUCUGUCAUUGGUGGAUUUUGAGAUGCUGACAUAGUGUUUGCUGCACUUGUGAUAGCAGCAUUUAAGUGUUUAACACCCAGCCGAGUCUGACUGUAGCAGUGUUCCUUACUAACUUACUAACCUAUGAAUGGGUUGUGCUUUCACACAAGCCUGUGGAGCAGCUGAGUGGAGUAUUCACCCAGAGCUCAAACAAUAAAUAGCUCAAUAUAAACAAAUGCUUACAUUUGUGACAAUUUAAAAAAAGGAUGCCGAUCAUGAAGCAAGAUCGUGAAAACAUGAGCUCAAAUGGGUGCGAGUGUCCUAGCUCUGUUUCUGUUGCACAACUGUUCACUUUUUAUGUAGCAGCAUACCUGUAGCAACUGAGGAGAUGGAAAAAGUGAACUCCAAAGAAUCAUGGGACAUAUCAGUGUUUAACUUACAGGUUGCCUCCUAGUCUAGAAAGAUAAUUACUUCAUGUGGCGCCUGAUUUAUAGAAAAGCCUUUGACUUUUUUUUGUGAGCUGUUUGAAAUGAUGCUUAAACCAGUGCUACAAAGCUCCCAAAAUUGAAUAUUUUAGCCUUACUGAAAUGAACCUCUGUUAAACUGUAACCUCUGGGCUGUUGCUGUAUAUUAACCUGUCAUCACUGAGUGACCAGGCCAUUUACUCAGCAAGCUACAAAAUCCUCCAUUCACAACAGACUCAACUCAAAGCCUCUUUUUCACAGUGCCAUCCUUAAGCUCUUGUUAUUGUUUCACUGCUGUGCCCUGCUAAUACUAUGAUCCUGUCUUAAAGUAACAAUGUUUCUGUGGAUGAUUGACAACUUCCUGUGUUGCCGGUGAAUAUUAUUUUAAAAAAGGAAAAAAUAAGCAAAUGUUGAAUGUCCCACUUUUUAGGUGAAGGAAGAGGAGAAGAAAGGAAGCAGCUUUUUUAAAUGUUUAACUGGCCUCUGUUUGUCUAUGCUAUAGCCUUUAGUUGUGGAAAUACACCCAUAAACGAGGAAACUUUUUCUGUAUUUUCCACAUCUAUCACCUUUUAAAAAUUAUAACUGACAGUCUGUCACACUUUCACACCAAAUACUGUCUGUGUGGAUACCAUACAGUGCAUCAGCUAGGUAUUUAUUAUAUCCACAAACCAAAUAUCUAUCACCACAUACUUACUUUGGGGUUUUUUUGUUUACAAAAUUUGUUUACAACUGCUUGUUUUGUUUUGUGCUGUAGUACUUAUGUUUCUGUUUCUGUAUUUAAUAUUUAAUUGUGUAGUGCUUUGUUUUGUACAUUUAAAGACUGAAUGUGUGCAGUUUUACCUCAAGAAGGUAUUACUCGUGAGCUUCCUCUGGCUAGGACAAUUGUCAAAUGAUAAUCAGAAGAACUAUUUAAAUGGCUGUGUCUGGAUGUGAAUAACUUUGAUUAACAUGCCCUGCUGAAAAUGUAUAUUUUGGAAUUGCACUGAAACUGCAUUGAUAGUUUGAAGAAAAUGAUUUGUUGUUUUGUAUGCUUGUUAAAUUAAUAAAGUUUUUUUUUUUUUUCAAAGUU